Notothenia coriiceps (black rockcod) is the source of this 764-nucleotide messenger RNA. Its product is annotated as protein unc-50 homolog. Gene Ontology annotation, cellular component: Golgi membrane. The record is from RefSeq and is a predicted model, not a curated record. NCBI's taxonomy places the organism in Eukaryota, Metazoa, Chordata, Actinopteri, Perciformes, Nototheniidae. The transcript has 3 exons. Bases 1 to 357 code for a protein of 118 amino acids.
AUGAAGGUAUUUCCGACACACUGCUAUAACACACAAAGGGUCACCAUCUACUCACGGUUUAUAAAGAACAGCUGCAGGAAAUGGCAUUUCCUGCAGCUGUUCUUUAUAAACCAUCUCGUGGUAAUAAACAGUGACUGGUUCAUAGGAUACUUUGUGGGGAACACAACGUGGCUGAUUGCCAUCGGCUAUUAUCUCUACAUCUCAUUCUUGGGAUACAACGCUCUUCCCUUCCUGAAGAACACGGUGGCGCUGCUGUACCCCUUCGCUCUGCUCGUCAUCGUCUACACCCUCUCCUUGUCUCUGGGCUGGAACUUCACACAGGGCCUCUGCUGGUUCUACAAGUACAGGGUGCAGUAGGGGCCUUUUGUCUCUGAGGCGGGACACACAAACCAAUGAAUCUCCAGCUUCUUCCAGUCUGUGGGAAGGACUCGAGUCUAAGGACGAGCUUGUUGAUUUUCUGUCUGGCUCCGGUGUGGAUUCGGAGCUCUUGAGGAUGUGUUUGGACUAGUUACAGAAAACAGGACGACGGAUGAGAUGCAGCUUUUAUUGUUGUUUCUUUUUGUAUGAUUUGUAAAUAUUUCUGGCAGGUUGUAAUAUAUGAUAUUAACAGAUGAUUGUUUCCGAAGAGCGUUGUUUUUUUUUCUUUAAAAUAAAUCCUGCUUGUUGAAGAGAAAGUAGAGGGACAUGGGAUGGACACUUUUCUUUCUUCCUUUCUCUGAAUGAAGUGUACAUUCCUGAGCACUUUCAAUAAAAAGUUUUAUUAA